UUCUAUAUAAACAUGGAGAAACAGAGCUGCGCAAGGAAUUCAAAAAGAACAGAGGGAAAGAAGCUUAUGUUGUAGGAUUCCAUUUCGCACACCAAGACUGAUUUCAGAAAAUGUGUAAAGGAUUAGCUGCCCUGCCCCAGACAUGUCUGGUGAGGGCUAAAGAGAUCAAGACUAAAUUAGGAACCCUCCUUCAGAAGCCAGAGAAUGCCAUUGACCUGAUUAUCCCCUAUCCUGAGAAACCAGAGAGGAAGCCGGAGAAGCUUCAGAGACCCAGCCAUGAAGAGGCCGUUCAGUGGCGUGAGUCUCUGGAUCGGGUCUUGGCCAAUGACUGUGGUGUGGCCAUGUUCAGAAGCUUCCUGAGAUCCGAGUUUAGUGAGGAGAACAUUGAGUUCUGGGUUGCUUGUGAGGACUUCAAGAAGACCAACAGCCCCAUGAAGAUGGCUAACAAGGCCAGGAAGAUCUAUGAGGACUUCAUCCAGACCGGUGGGCCUAAGGAGGUGAAUAUUGAUCAUGUCACCAAAGACAUCACUCUGAGGAACCUGGUUGAUCUGUCUUCUGCCACCUUUGACGUUGCCCAGAGUCGCAUCUUCACCCUGAUGGAGAAGGACUCCUUUGGCCGGUUCUUGAGGUCUGAGAUGUACCAGGAGCUGAUGAAGUAAAUCUCUGGCAGAGCUGCAAGGGAGUCAGGUUACCCAGGUUACGCAGCACACAAAAAAAUGCCCUUUUGUUUGGUUUUGAAAGUAAUCUAUUCCUGUGAGGACAGGAGGAAAAACUGCAAAGAAAUGUCGUGCUAGACAAUUUGGACAGGUAGACUAAAAUAUUCAGCAAAACUGAAUUUACUGUAGGUCUGAAAUUGUUUUGUCUCCCUGCAGCCUACUAAAAUAUUAAUAAAUUAUUCACAGGAGAACAAAAAUAUCACACAUUUUGAGAAAAUUGGUGUUUCCAAAUGCUAUUAUGUUUCCCCAAUUAAAUGGAAUAUUCCAGAAUUAUCCAGUAUACUCACAUUCACUUCACUACAGCACUUUUAUUACAGCAACAUUUUGCUUUAUGUCAGACCUACCAUUAACCACCUUUGGUCCCAUAAGAGAAUAUAACAACAUUUAUGUAGACUCAGCAAACGUUUUAGAACUUUUUGUCCAGAAACAGGAUAAGUGACUUGCUGAAAGGAGAAAGGGCCCCAGAGAAUAUCAUACAAACUUUAAUGAAGUUUUAGAUUAGGGGUGGGAAGCAGAACAUGUCCUUUCAAAAGGGCCAGUUUAAUAACUCAAUAAAUAGGCCCUCAGACACAGAUACAUGAAGCACACACACAUACACACACACACACACACACACACACACACACACACACACACUCACACACACACACACACACAGUAAGACUAGUAUUAAGUAACCUUGAAGAAAGCCUCUGGAAGCCUUAGGAGAGCCUUCCUGGGAACAGAGAAGAGAGAUUUGUGCCUAGCGCCUGGCGCUGCACUGCAAGUUGCUGAGAUGGGAAUAUCAAGUAGGAACAGAUCUUGACAGAGAACUGGGUGGAUCUUGGGCAUGACAAACAUCCUGAGGCAUUGCCAAAUAUUUCAGUUUAGUCCUAUUCCUCCACCACUGAGAUUGUAGAAAAUCCACGUUGACUGGUUUUGUUGUCUCCCCUUGACUCUUAAAUAACACAUGUAACUGAUUGUUUUCUUUUUGGAACGUACUAAAACCUUAUCCUGAAUUCUAAAAGCUUUCUAUCGGCAAGAUUCAGAUUAUAAGCCUGCUGUUUAAGAUGUGUUGUGGCAUGUAUCAGGGCAUAAUCACUAUAAACCCUAUUAUGCUCAGUAUUUUUACGAUUAUAUGUGUGCGGUGUCUUUAUACAAUACUACACGACGUAUCUCACAAUAUAUACCUAUAGCAAUUGGCAUCUUAAGUCCUUAUUAUUUGCCUGGUCACUUCAAAUGAUUUGAACUCUGCAGGCCAGGAGUUCACAAUUAUGGUAAUUCUGCUCUUUCAAACUCUUAUUUCAACUCUUUUUUACCAAGCCCAUGUUUACCAAGUAUCAAGCCCAUUUGAAACAAGAGAAUAUCAAUCAAUAAAUCAAUAAAGGGCCUUUUUUGAGGGCCUCCCUUUCCAGUUUAAAGGUAUCAGAAUUGUUUCAUCAGAUUUAGCCAUGUAGACUGAGUUAGCCAAAGGUACCAAGGCUAGUGUUUCUUUUCUGCUAAAUAUACUACUUCAAUACAUGUCAUUACAUCAACAGAAUUCUCAAUUUCAAUUUUGAUUAUUUUAUUUGAUGAAGAUGCCAAUAAUAACAUACAAAUAUUAAGGACUUAAUUUAUGCUAAUCACAUUAUAUUUGACGUAGAAUGUGCAUGUAUUUUGUGUAGCCAACCAUAUAAAAAUGCAUCAAUACACUAAA
Molecule: messenger RNA, 2391 nt
Organism: Clupea harengus (Atlantic herring)
Lineage: Eukaryota; Metazoa; Chordata; Actinopteri; Clupeiformes; Clupeidae
Gene: rgs5a
Product: regulator of G protein signaling 5a
Source: RefSeq, a predicted model, not a curated record